ACAAGCCCAUGCCUCAAAUCUGCUGGGUUAAAAGGCAGCUGAAGGUGCUUGAAGAAGGUGGAGGGUUGUCUAGCUCUCAGGCAGAGCAGUAGGGACUUGCUAGGUGCCAGCUGGAGAAACAGGCCUGGUGGGAGCUGCCCAGAGCAAGAGGUAGAUGUGGAUGAAGCUCUCCUCAAGGGCUAAAAUAAGGAAACUGAGGCAGUGCUGACAAGCUCCAGUGCAGCAGGAGAUCCUUAAAACGGGGCGGAAAGUGAAUUGCUUGUCCGAAGGCUGCAGGCUACAACUUGGAGCCAGGACUGAGCCAGAGGCUUCUCGGAGUGGGAGACUAUUCUUUCAAGCAAAGUUAAAGGUGUGGAAUUACCAUCCCGUGUGGCUGUUUCAAAUGGGAGCCUGCAGUGACCUGGAAACUUGGAGCCACUCCAGAGGACCUGAAAGACCCUCGUGUUGUCCCAGGGAGAAACGGGACGGUCCAGGGUAGCUUUGGGACUGCACCGGGAACUGAACUGAAACCACCAGAUCUGAAGUGUUCAAAACAUAUCUCAGGGCAAGCUCACAAGCUAUCUGAAGAAGCAUCAGGACGAGCCGUCAUCAUUUGCUUUGCAUGAGAGGCCGGAGAUUUUGCUCGUGUGCGUGAGAGACAGCUGCUAGAUACCGCCGAAACCUGCUACUACAGCGAUAGAGACACCUGAAGUCGAUUUAUUGCCCAGAGCUUUCCUCGUGAACCGGAGGACGCUGCAUCAUCCUCAGGGACGUACUGGAGGCUGUCCUGGAGCCUGCGGGGAGCUUGUCCGGACUUCCAGAUGGUGACCGCCUGAGGCCCUUACCUUCACGCCAAUGCGGCUCCGAAACUAAUUGUGUUCAGGAUUCGGAACGAUCAGCGUCGGUAAGGGACCGUUUGUGCAAAGAUGCAAGGAGACGCAUGUUAACUUCUGAAGAGAUGCACGUGGCUCUGGAGCCGCAGGUUGGCCACCCCGUCGGUCAUCUAGUCCAGCAGGAUCACCCCUAACUAAACCGUCCCAUGCAACCAUAAUUUAAACUCUACGUACGGCUACAGUCAACUUUGACACAACAUAGACCCAACACCCUAACCUACCACAGGUAAAGCAGGGGAGCCAUGGCAGCCGAUGACUUGCUUCUAUGAAAUGUCAAUAUAUGCUCAAGAGAUCCCAGAUGCCUCAGGAACAGUACGCGCACCGGAGCGCCAUGCAGAGCUCGGAAGGACCGCAGGUUUACAAAGUGGGGAUUUAUGGCUGGAGGAAGAGAUGUCUCUAUUUCUUCGUGCUCCUCCUCAUGAUUUUAAUCCUGGUGAACCUGGCCAUGACCAUCUGGAUUCUCAAGGUUAUGAACUUCACCAUCGAUGGAAUGGGAAACCUGAGAAUCACAGAAAAAGGUCUGAAGCUAGAAGGAGACUCCGAAUUCUUGAAGCCCCUCUACGCCAAAGAAAUCCGCUCCAGACCUGGCAACCCACUGUACUUCCAGUCCGCCAGAAACGUGACAGUGAAUAUUCUCAACGAGAAGACGAAAGUCCUCACUCGUCUUGUAACAGGUCCCCAAGCCGUGGAAGCACACAGCCAAAAAUUUGAGGUCAAAACCACAUCUGGAAAGUUGCUGUUUUCGGCAGACGACAACGAAGUGGUAGUCGGAGCAGAGAGGUUGCGAGUUUUAGGAGCAGAAGGCACAGUGUUCCCUAAAUCCAUAGAAACUCCCAAUGUCAGGGCAGACCCCUUCAAGGAACUAAGACUCGAGUCGCCUACACGCGCGCUGGUCAUGGAGGCUCCGAAAGGCAUCGAGAUCAACGCGGAGGCCGGCAGCUUGGAAGCCACGUGCAGGACGGAGCUCAGGCUGGAAUCCAAAGAUGGAGAGAUCACAUUGGACUCUGCAAAAAUCAAACUACCUAAAUUGCCUCAAGGGUUUUACUCCACGACAGGAUCCAGGCAAAAAAUCUACGAGCUGUGCGUGUGUCCCAACGGGAGGUUAUUCCUGUCUCAGGCCGGGGCCAGCUCCACCUGCCAGAUAAAUACAAGCGUCUGCCUUUGAGAGACAAUGCGCGGUGGGCACUGCAGGCAGCGCAUGGGCCUACGGCUGGUCUCAGAGAUAGCAGCUGCCAACUAUUUUUACUAGAACACAGAAAGCCUAUCAAAGACUUUUUUUGUGUGUGCGUGCGCGUGUGUGAAUAUAUAUAUAUAUAUAUAUAAAUAUAUAUAUAAAAUUAUAUAUAUAUAUCCUCUGUGUAAAAUGAUGUUUCAGUACAAGGAAUCCCAGGGUGACCCUGUGACAUAUAUGUAGUGUCCCACUUUUCCCCCAUACUCAAAUUUAUCAAUGCAGACCGCUGGAUUCAGUGCUCCCCAGACUUUUCCAUAUUAGUACACAUAGGGUGUGUCAACACGUACAAGUAAUGCUAUUUGGCUUUACCGUGCAGUCAAUUUACUACCUCCAUAUGCAGGUAGUAAAUUUACUGUGCAGUAGACUAAUUUACUGUGCAGUAAACACAUGCACGUGGAGAUGGUGACGUUUACUGCACAGUAGAUUAGUCUAGUCUGGUAUCUAGUGUAGACACAGCCUCUGAUGACUGUCCCUUGUUAAUUCUGUUCUGGGAGCAAUGGGAAUGAGGUCUGAUUAAGAUGACUGGCAUCCUAUUAGCAGCCUAGGAAGGGAGAACAGCAUCUCUGAUUAUAUUUGCACUUUGAAAGUCAGUGGCGUCAGAAAAAAACCAGAAUGGCUGGCAACGCAGUGCAAAUUGCCCCAGCGGCUCCAAGGAGCCUGUGUUUAUAUUAAAAAGGAAGAGAGUGCAAUUUAAAGUAGGACAGCUUAGUGGCAAGAUUUUGUCCUAACACAUAGGAAGCGUGUGCUUCGUGCCCAGAACCACCGCCCCUUGAGAAGAGAGGAUGUUAGCCCUGGUCCUGCUCUCCUUCAUGUGAAAGGCAAAACUCGCUUUGACAUAAAGGACGGUGGACCAUGCCCAUGCAGGGUAGCGUCCUACAUGAUUCAGGGAUGUUUGCAGGGAUCCCCUCCAGUCUUUCUUAGCCAACAGGGGCAUACAAAAGUUAGGGGGAUUUAAUAGGUAUGUAGUAAGCAAUGUCACUGGCUGGGGGGGGAAAAAUCAAAAGCUAAUUGGAAUUAUUCUGCAUUGACGAUCUCUGCCAUCGUGUUAGGUUAGCUGUUUAUCAGCUGCAAAGGUAACCUAGCAUGGCUGUCGCAUCACCUUAUUCACAAACUAUGCUUUUGUUUAAAAAUAUAGGGAAAGACGACUGCAAAUGUUCAGUCAACAGGUGUCCUGCUCCGCCCUACACCGCCUGUCUGGAUGUCCCAGGUUCUGGCUAAUGCUUCUUUUC
Messenger RNA from Alligator mississippiensis (American alligator), 3332 nucleotides. It is a transcript of the gene SGCD, whose product is annotated as sarcoglycan delta. Bases 1138 to 2037 code for a protein of 299 amino acids. The transcript is spliced from 14 exons. Gene Ontology annotation, cellular component: sarcoglycan complex; sarcolemma. The record is from RefSeq and is a predicted model, not a curated record. NCBI's taxonomy places the organism in Eukaryota, Metazoa, Chordata, Crocodylia, Alligatoridae. Gene Ontology annotation, biological process: cardiac muscle tissue development; heart contraction.